AUGGAGUCGAGAUACAGAGAGGAAAGUUUUCUAGAGGUGGCGGUGGAAGUAACAAUCUUGCUCAUCUCGUGCUGUGGCACAAUUCUUGGUAACGUGAUGGUUCUUGUUGCUGUGGUUAUGAAGGAGAAACUUCACAGUCCAACCUAUUUCUAUUACCUUAGUUUGGCAGCAUCUGACUUGAUAUUAGGUAAGUGUCUCCAACUGUGUAAACUCUUGUGGUUACUCCAAUAUGUUUAAGGUAUGAUUCCCUUGUCAGUUUGCACAGACCAUAUCACCUAUAGCUACUGCCCAUAACAUUGUGACUUCAAAAGAAGAGGUGAUAUUUUUCCCGGUCGUCUGAAGAGAGGUAGCAAAGGCCUCUUUUGAAGUGAAAAUGAUUUUGAUAGCGAUUAUGGUAACUCUUUCCGGCUAAAAAGGUACUGGUCGUGAAACUGAUCCCAGUCCAUUCGCGCAAAAUGGUUAUUUAAACCCAAAAUUGUCGCUUUAAUUUGUUGUCUUCAGUUUGCAAUGAACCGAGAACGCGUAAGGUAACCCCUUUCCACCUUUUAUUUACCCCUAAUGGCUACAUGAAAAAUAUAUCUAAAUUAAGGGGAAAGAAAUAUAAAUUGAAGAAGUUGAAUUGUCUUAGAUAUGAAUGACAUGAAACUCCGCGUUUGGAACCACAGAGAAGUAUACAAUACAUCAGUGCAAGGAUUAAAACUGUCCACUUAUUUACACAUUUUACUGAAAAAGUAUAGCGAAGACAAACAAACGAGCUCUAAUUUUCGCAGUAAGAUUCAUAGUUUUAGGAACAGUUAGGAACCUAAUUAGCUCCUGGUUUUUGCCAUAUUAUAAGCAGAAUUUUUGACGGUUGUUUUAGUUUCGAAUAUUUCACGCGGAACUAGGUAGACUAACGGGCACGCAGGACGAAAACAAGCAAGGUGACCCCAUAUUUUUAAUGCAAUAUUUUAAUGUCCCAUAUAUGGCUUUCAAAUGAGUAGAGUUUGAAAAAAAAUUGCAUUUUCUUUUCAAGGGAAUUACCCGUUAGCACAACUGAAACCCCGUUAUUAUAUUACUGAAAUUGAGGGGGCCAAAGGAAGUGUUGGUAUAUAUUAACGGGGUGUUCGUAUUAAGAGGGUUGAGUAGGGAAAAUGCAAGGGCUUUCUUUCCCCAGGGAAAAAGCCAAUUGUCCAUAAUAUAGAAGUGUCCAUAUUAAACGGGACUCCGUAAAGCGGGGUUUGGAAUUAUUGGUGAUUUGAAACAUACGGCAUUUUAAGAAGUCAUCUACUCAGCCGAGUUUAAGUAAGUUAGAUAGUUGUUUAAGUGGUCAGUGAAAUAGUGAGGCCAUUCACGGCCUUGAUCACAGUACAGUUGUUAGUCACAGUCAACUACUUUAAUUUUACCUGUAGUCAGUGGGUUUAUUAUAUAUUGUAAUAUUUAAUCAUUUAUACGUUGUCUGCAGUUGGUAACGAAUCAGAGUGGAAAACAGUUUUGGUUCCAUUUCUGUCCACAGGAGCGGCGCUUUAAUGUCAUGUUCUGCGCAAUUUAUAAAUAAUGGUCAUCGUUCAUCGACACUGUACUAAAAGGCUUUCCGUUCUUUAGGCGUCUUGUGUAUACCCCUGGUCAUAGCCGCGUUUGUGCUACACCACUGGCCAUUAGGAGACACCUUAUGCCAGAUAUAUGCCGUACUCAUAAGCUUUUCAGUGAAUUCUGCUAUAGUGACGCUGACCAUCAUUAGCGUGGACCGCUACAACGCACUCUCGAAACCACUAGAGACAAUGGCCGAGAUGACAGUAACUAAACGGCACUACAAACUCAUCAUAGCUGCAAGCUGGGUGCAUUCAAUAUUCUGGGCUAUUGGUCCUCUAUUUAACUGGGGAAGCACUAAGUUGGACGAGUUUACACACACUUGUAACCCAAACUGGGGUGGGGAGGGGCUAGCCAACAAAAGCUAUAUGCUUUCACUGGCGAUUUUUGCCUUUGCUUUACCUGUCGGAGCAAUGGUUUAUACUUACUUCAGAAUAUACCGCAUAGCGAGAGCGUCCAAAAGAAAGAAUGUCUACAACCUUAUUCCCUCAAAAAACGAGACUGAAGAGAAUGCAGAAGCCGCAAUGACUAAGACACACGCAAGUAAUGCUGGACCUGAUGAAGACAACAAAGCCCUCAAGACAGUCCUACUGUUGGUUGGAUCAUUUGCCGCGUGCUGGGCUCUCUACUCCCUGGCAACAGUUUGGAAGCUAAUCAACCCCAGUUCGGUUCCUCCCUGGAUUGUCCGUGGAGGACUGGUCCUCACCCUCUGUAACUCCUGUAUCAACCCUUUCAUAUAUUCAAUACGAGACGGGAUAAUGAAGCAAGAAAUUAAAGGUUUGAUUUUCAAGAGAUUCUGUAAAAGCAGCUAA
Messenger RNA from Porites lobata, 2378 nucleotides. NCBI's taxonomy places the organism in Eukaryota, Metazoa, Cnidaria, Anthozoa, Scleractinia, Poritidae. The record is from the annotation of a GenBank genome assembly.